Messenger RNA from Dichomitus squalens LYAD-421 SS1, 1011 nucleotides. RefSeq lists its product as uncharacterized. The record is from RefSeq and is a predicted model, not a curated record. The transcript has a single exon. The coding region runs from base 1 to 1011 and encodes 336 amino acids. Lineage: Eukaryota; Fungi; Basidiomycota; Agaricomycetes; Polyporales; Polyporaceae.
AUGCCUUCAGACAUGCAAGCCAGGAUCGACUACGGAUUCGAUAAAGCCCUUGCGAUUGUGGGCAUCGACGCCCAGCUCCUCGGUCUGUGGAGCUGGAUAUGCGUCUGCAGGGCCAUUCCACCGCAAGAGGUGCGUAGAUGGAGGCAGCAGGGGAGACUCAUCGAAGGCGUCAAGACCGUAUUCGAGGCCGUUCCCCUCAGUCAGCGCGGCGUGUACUAUGCAUGGUUCCUGCAGUACCAGUGGCUCCUGGACGGGACCCCCCACGACGAAUCCAUCGCUAGCAAGAACUUCGCGGCGCUGGUCGGUAACAUGCUCAUAGCGGCCUGGAGAUUCACUGGAGGCUCAUCAAAUGAUACCGCGGCGAAGAUAUGCCAAGAAAUGAACGCCCUCCCUCUCACACGACGAGCCUGCUACGACCUCUAUUCAGUCCUCAUAUGCGGCAGCAGUCCUCACCCUGUACGAACACUCUGGGUGGACUUCGGUUUCGUCGCUGCGAUGAACGGAGUGGAGGAAGAUGAGCUGAGAGCCAAGUACAUGCAGCUCAUCGAGGUCUGCUCCUUCGGCGAGUUCUGCACCGCGUAUGAAUCCUCGUCCAUCCCCGCCCUUUUCGAACGUUACGGCGUUUCUGUCUCUCACUACCGUCUCUUCCUGGACGUCAUGGCCGGCACUCCUUCGGACAACAAGUCCGUCUGGGAUCUAAAGCAGUACAUCGAUAUCCUUGCCUCUCCUGUUCCGGAGCACGUGGAUCACCCUCCGGAGCCGUUCCUCAUCGCCUUCGUCGACUACGGCUUCGCUAACUGCAAGGACCCGGACGACAGCAAGCUGCUGGAUGACCUGUACAAGAAGCUUUUCUGGGAUUCGCUUGUGGACCCGCUGGAGCUGCAUGAGGCUCGCGUUCGCGGGCGGCUGCUGGAGUAUGUCAAGAAGUUCAAGUUCGUAAAAUAUUCACCGCACGCGGCGAAGUACUCCCGGUUAUUGAAGAGCCGACACUCCGUAUCUGUCCUUGCUUGA